AUGGCGGGGACGGCGAUUUGUGGAGUCGGAUUCUGUUCAUUUUCUGAUAAUUUGUCGACAAAACUGAUUAAACGACCUAGUAAUAGUAGUAUCGCACAUGUCAAAGUAGGGAGAGUUGUGAGGUGUUUGUCUUCGUUGAAUAAAGCUGUUUCGUCUCCGCUGGAAUCAGGAGGAAAUGGAAGGAAAUGCUUAAUUGAGGAGGAGGAAGGAGGAGGAGGAGGAAAUGUUAUGAGGUUCACGAUGUCUGAUUUUAAGGUGCUUGAUCGUGUUAGCAUUGGCCUUGGUGGCCGGGCGGAUGAGGUGGUUUUGGAAGCCAUAGUGAAGGAUUCUAAUAGUCCUCUGUAUGACAAUAAAGUUGUGCUUCGGAAGCUUACCAGUACUCAAGCCAAACGUAGAGGAAAGCGAGCAUUAGAGGUAUUGAAGAAGUUGGUUCGCCGUAAGCUGAUGUACCAUUCUUAUUCCAUGCAAGUUUAUGGUUACAUUUCUUCACCUGCUAGUAGUGGCCAUGGCUCGUUUACGUUGGUCCAUGGGGAGACCUCUGUUGGAGAUUUUCUGUUUACUGGACAAUCCUUCAUUUCUCUGCAUAUGGAAGCAUAUCAUGGUAGUUUUUCUUUGAGACAUUGGCUUCAACAAUCAGAUUGGCUUCCUACCUUGGAAGCCACUCUGGCAUUGGAUGAGGAAUCCGCCAGGAGGGUGGGAGAUGACACAGUUGGAGGACCUGCUGUAUCUCGGCAGUUGCGAAUAAUACGCAUAUUGAUGAGGGAUCUCUUGAUUGGAGUGAACUACUUGCACAGUCAUGGACUUGCGCAUACAGAGUUGAGGCUGGAGAAUGUGCAUAUAAGCCCAGUGGAUAGGCAUAUUAAAGUAGGGAUACUAGGGAAUGCUGCUGACUUUUAUGAGGAUGGUCCAAAUAGUAGCACACUGGACAACAUAGACAGGCGGCAGAUGAUGAUUGGAUUUGACAUGAGGAUUUAUGAUGGCAAAAAUGGUGCUGCGGGAACUCAUGGAUCCAUUAAUUUUCAUGAAGUUCAAAUCAUUCCUCAUGAAGAACCUGAUGAAAUUGUGUUGACUUGCAUUACCUCUCUGGAUAAGCUCAAGUUGUUUCUCUUCAUUAAUUUCUACAAGGGAAACGAUCCUUCAUGUUUACGUGAAUUUUUAUUGCAAGUCCUCAGUAGGAAUUCUCCAUCUGGAAAUGUUGGACUUCAAAUACUCGAUCGGAACUGGGGUGCUGGUUGGAACCUUCUAUAUUUAUUAUUGGCAACCAAACCUUCCAAAAGAAUAAGUUGUUUGGAUGCCCUCAGGCAUCCGUUUCUGUGUGGGCCAAGAUGGCGGGUGGUGCCAUCCAUGGAUAUCAUCAGAUGGGGUCUUGGCUCAACUGCAGUUCGAAUUACAGAGGAAUACAUUUAUAGACCAACUCAGCGUAAUAGACUUUCCUAUUUUAUCGAAUUGAUGGAGAUGCUGAAUGCUAAUUCAAGGCCAGAGAACUGGUUGGAGUUGCUUCCAGGAAAAUGGCGUCUAUUAUACUGUACUGGGAGGCAAAUAGGAUUGACCCUUCGUCAGCCUUCUGCUCGUGUCUUGAUUGGUGACGUUAAUCUAACUAUAAAUAGAGCAUCGAAACUAAAUACUAGUCUUUCCUUCACUUCUGACAUUGGCUUCACGGUCAUGAUUGGUCGAGAUUGGCCUCAUGACAAAACUGGUAUAACUGGGAAAUUGGAAGUGAACUCUUUAUUCCAAUCAACAUCUGGGAGACGGUUGUAUCUUAAGGAAGAAAAGACAUCAGAAAACUUCUCCUUUGGGCAGUCAAACAAUCAAGAUUCUUUAGCCCAGAAAUUAUCAGCUAAAAAAUGGAGGAAACUUGUCCCGUUUAAGGAGUUUCCAUCGAGCCUUCCAGUGGCCAAACUUGUUUCAGCUGACAUUGAGGUAACAAUGAGUCUCGACGAUCAGCUAAAUCAAAAUAUCGUUACACCCAGCAGUAUAGUUCAAGAAAUUCGUGUGCAAGUACCUCCUGAGAUGUUUGAUUUGUCUAAGCUCGUCUGCGGAACAUACGUCGACUCCAGGCUUCUAGUCCUGCGUGGUGUCAAUGGAUCAGCUCUCUUAUUUACAAGAUCUUGUGUUGAUGAAACCUGUCGAUAA
Molecule: messenger RNA, 2133 nt
Organism: Dovyalis caffra
Lineage: Eukaryota; Viridiplantae; Streptophyta; Magnoliopsida; Malpighiales; Salicaceae
Source: the annotation of a GenBank genome assembly